AAAGUCCUUAAGGCAGGAGUUCCCGCUAUAAAUUGCAUUGGAUUUCCUUAAAACUACAUGAAAGAAAUGUUCCAAUUUGUGGAAACUGGCGUCGAGUUUUAUUGGAUCAUUGUUUAUACGGAGGCCGUCAUUUUUGAAAUUAUUCCGUCGAUUUAAAUUCCAUUCACAACUGUUUUGUUAAUUUUGGAGUUAAGGAGAAGCAAGAACAUAAUUCAGUAAACGUCAAGAGAACAGAU
Caenorhabditis elegans is the source of this 236-nucleotide messenger RNA. NCBI's taxonomy places the organism in Eukaryota, Metazoa, Nematoda, Chromadorea, Rhabditida, Rhabditidae. The record is from the annotation of a RefSeq genome assembly.